Messenger RNA from Pongo pygmaeus (Bornean orangutan), 1767 nucleotides. It is a transcript of the gene ADISSP, whose product is annotated as adipose secreted signaling protein. The transcript has 7 exons. The coding region runs from base 693 to 1217 and encodes 174 amino acids. Lineage: Eukaryota; Metazoa; Chordata; Mammalia; Primates; Hominidae. The record is from RefSeq and is a predicted model, not a curated record.
GGCUCCCUUCCUCGUGCUCGGCGUUGAGCUUCUGCAGCCGCCGCCGUCGCCGCAGCGGUCGUCCCUGCCUUUCCUGGCCCCGGGGUGCACCCCGCAAGGUGAGGCCACCCCUCUUCUCCCUGCCUCCCGGUUCCUUCCCGUUCGCCGAGGUCCCCUCCCGGUCCCGGCCCUGUCCUGAGCAGUCAGUGCCUGGGACCCCAGCGACCGUGAUGGCAGGGCUGGAGUGGGGGGCUCCGCUGUCGGGGCCGGGCCUGGAGGACUCCCCAGCACCUGAACUAGAGUGAUGUCGGAUUCCCGGGGCGCAGUGACCGUUAGCUGGUGCAGCUGGGGUGUUUUCCGCCAAGCGAUUGUCCGGGGGCACGAGUGCGGUAGUGAGGGCGGGGGCGUAAUGGGGUCAGCGCCCCCUCCUCCCCACGACCCUGUUCAUUGUCGCUGCUUCGCUGCAUGACCUUGGACGAGUAGCAUCUCUGAGCCUCCGAGCCUCAGCACCCUCAGGAAGGAGGGCAGUGAUGUCUGGGAGUGCGGGCUCCGGAGACUCCUGCGUCAGCCGAGGCCUUGUUCUGAGUAUGUGUGGCCCCUGCUGUGUCCAGUCCUGAGAGUCAGCAGGCUCCCACUGGUGUCCCUGGAGCAUGGGAGGCUGCUGAGCGUGAGUGGCGGUGUCCCGCAGGAGCUGUGUGGCAGGGAGGGCGUCCAUGGCUGCAGUCAACAAGGGCAACAAGCCCAGAGUCCGGAGUAUCCGCUUUGCGGCAGGCCACGAUGCAGAAGGAUCCCACAGCCACGUCCACUUUGAUGAGAAGCUGCAUGACUCGGUGGUCAUGGUUACCCAGGAGAGUGACAGCAGCUUUCUGGUCAAGGUUGGCUUCCUGAAGAUCCUGCACAGGUAUGAGAUUACCUUCACUCUGCCCCCAGUACACAGGCUGAGCAAGGAUGUCCGCGAGGCACCUGUCCCCAGCCUGCACCUCAAGCUCCUCAGCGUGGUGCCCGUCCCUGAAGGUUAUAGUGUCAAGUGCGAGUACUCGGCACACAAAGAGGGCGUCCUCAAAGAGGAGAUACUGCUAGCCUGCGAAGGUGGCACUGGCACCUGUGUGCGCGUGACGGUGCAGGCCCGCGUCAUGGACCGGCACCACGGCACGCCCAUGCUGCUGGAUGGUGUCAAGUGCGUGGGCGCCGAGCUGGAAUACGACUCAGAGCACAGCGACUGGCACGGCUUUGACUGAGGCCCGAGGCCCCGCCUGCCCCGGGCCCCUCAGCCUUAAACCCCGCCUUGUCCCCCCGACAUGCUGCGUGAUGGUGUGGCUUCCUCACCCCUCUCUGGGGUGGGCGUGGGGGUGGAGUGGCCUUGCCCACGCCUCUCACCUCUGCCUUCAUUUGUGCUGCCACCCUGCCCCUCCCGCAUCCUCCUCUCCCACUUCCUCCUCUCCGUGUGCCUCAGUCUCCUGCCAGAAGAAAUGGGUUGAGCCCGAAAGGAGGCUGUCUGAGGAAGGGAGAGGGAGGGCCUGGGGUGGGUUCCCCACUCCCCACCCCAAGCCACAGGGGCUCCAACCAGGGUCUGGGAGAGGAUGGAGCUGGCUCUGUGACGUCGUGGCCCCAUUACUGCUGCUGCUGCCUUGCUUCAGCCACCUCUCCUGCCCCUCCCUAGUCCCCACUGCUGUCCACCAUGAGUAGGAGGGAGGUGCAGUCCCCAGCCCCCCCCCCUCAGGUCUGUGUUACUUGGUUUUUAAGCGACUGGUUGGGAUAGAACCUUAAAGAAAUAAAACUUCCAGUGGA